Molecule: messenger RNA, 5568 nt
Organism: Danaus chrysippus (African queen)
Lineage: Eukaryota; Metazoa; Arthropoda; Insecta; Lepidoptera; Nymphalidae
Source: the annotation of a GenBank genome assembly
AUGGAAGACGAAAAUGAAUACAAAAAGUUGCCGACAGAAGAGAAAUGCGUCCAUAAGUUAUGGAAAGCGAGAGUGACCGGUUACGAAGAAGCUAUCAAGCUAUUCAAUCAAAUUGAUGAUGAAAAGUCUCCGGAAUGGAACAAAUACCUUGGACUUAUAAAGAAAUUUGUCACAGAUAGCAAUGUAGUUGCCCAAGAAAAAGGCUUAGAAGCAGCUCUAGUAUUUGUUGAGAACUGUGGUCAUGCUGGAAAAACUACCGGAGAGGUGAUGUCUGGAAUAGUGACUAAAUGUAUCGCAGCACCCAAAACAAAGACUAAGGAUCUCGCUUUACAAAUAACACUCAUGUACAUAGAAAUUGAAAAACAUGAGAUAGUUGAAGAAGAACUCCUUAAAGGCAUGGAACAAAAGAAUCCUAAAGUUGUCGCUGCUUGUAUAUCAGCAUUGAAUACAGCAUUGAAACAGUUUGGCAACAAAGUGGUAGCUAUUAAGCCUAUGGUCAAAAAAAUACCCAUUCUGUUAGCAGACAGAGAUAAAACUGUGAGGGAUGAAAUGAAGGCACUGGUUAUAGAAAUGCAUAGAUGGAUAGGAGCGGCCAUCGAGCCUCACAUAGCGUCCUUGCAGGCUGUAGUACAACAGGAGUUAAGGGAAUCCUUUGGGAGCGGUGGAGCAGCGCAUCCUACGAGGUUCUUGAGAUCACAACAACACCGCCUGAGAGAGGUGCCAGCAGCGGACUAUACUGACGGUCGUGCUGACGAUGAAGAUGCAGAGACUGGUGGCGGUGACUCCGCGGAAAUGGACCCUUACGACCUCUUAGACCCUGUAGAAAUCCUUUCCAAGCUGCCCAAAGACUUCUACGACAAACUAGAAGCCAAGAAGUGGCAAGAAAGAAAGGAAGCUUUGGAUGCUCUCGAUAAUAUACUUAAGACAGCUCCUAAACUAGAGCCGGGGGACUACGCUGAUUUAGUUCGAGCGUUGAAAAAGGUGAUAUCUAAGGACACCAACGUGAUGCUGGUCGCUCUCGGCGGGAGGCUGCUAGGUCUGGUCGCCAGCGGGCUCCGGAACAAGUUCUCACCGUACGCUGUCGCCUGUGUGUCCGCUAUACUGGAGAAAUUCAAAGAAAAGAAGACGAACGUCGUAACCGCAUUAAGAGACGCCAUAGACGCUAUAUAUCCGUGUACGAAUCUAGAAGCUAUAAUGGAAGAUAUGCUAGCAGCCUUCGAUAACAAGAACCCGUCUAUAAAGGCUGAGAGUGCUGUGUUCCUGGCUCGAGCUCUGUGUAUCACACAACCUGCGGCCUUCAACAAGAAACUCAUUAAGGCUUAUGUAGCUGGGCUGUUGAAGUUACUGGAAAGCGCUGAUCCGGCAGUAAGAGACGCCGCUGCUGAAGCCCUGGGUACAGCAACUAAAUUGGUUGGAGAAAAAAAUAUUGCUCCACAUAUUGGUAAACUAGAUAAUUUGAAAGAACAGAAAAUUAAAGAAUUUGCGGAAAAGGCGGAGAUUAAAAUCAAAAUAUCGGCUCCCAAGAAGGAAGUUAAAGCCAAAGCUCCUCCGCCCAGCGGCAAGGGAGAUGCCAAGGCUGGCUCGACUCAACCAAAACCUGUUAAAAGACCAGCAUCUGGAACAGCAAAGAAACCUACAGCCAAGAAGGCCCCCGCGCGAGGCCCUUCAAGUCCCCCGCGGGAAUUGGAAUUAUCAUCUGAAGAAGUAGACUCCAGGGCGGAACAACUGUUCACAUCGGACGUUCUUACUGGUUUAGGAGAUGGUAAUUGGAAGUCUCGUCUGACAGCCGUUCAGUCGUUCCAUUCAACUGUUCAAGGUUUGACUACAUCAGACGCGACAGCACAAGUCUUAUAUAGAACACUCAACAAGAAACCAGGGCUUAAAGAUACUAAUGUUCAAGUAUUGAAAGCUAGGUUGGAGGCCUGUAAAUAUAUCACGGAAAACUUUCCCAUAUCUACAACCGCCGCAGACUUUGUUCUUCAAGAUAUCGUCACGAAGUUGGGUGAAACAUCCUGUUCUUCAAUUUCAUCCGAGUGUCUCACAUCGCUGGCUGAAAGCUGUGGUUUAGAACACGUACUUAAUGAAGGACUCACAUUCGCAAUGGACUCACAGAAGAACCCUAAAGUUCAAGCAGAAAUGUUCAAUUGGAUGGCCGUAGCGAUAAAGGAAUUUGGUUUCACAAUGAAUGUCAAAUCAAUAAUCGCUCAUUCGAAAAAAGCCUUGUCUGCGACGAAUCCCAACGUUCGAACGUCUACCAUCAAUUUCUUGGGAAUACUCUCUUUAUAUGUGGGCCCAUCGCUUAUCAGUCAUUUCGACAGCGAAAAACCCGCUACCAAGCAACUGAUAAGCUUGGAACUAGAUAAAUAUGCUAACAGCACUCCGCCCACGCCUACUAGACAAUUGGGAACAGUGAGUAAGUCGGCAAGUAAAGGUUCAAUAGGAGACGAUCUCGACGAAGCUUAUGAAGAUGCGGCAGAUGAGGAGCCGGCUGCUGUAGAAGAUAACAGACCGAGAACUGAUAUAGCACCGCUUAUCACUGACGCAUUAGUUGCUGAAAUAGGAGAUAAGAAUUGGAAGGUUCGUAACGAAGGUUUGGAUAAAGUGAAGGCAAUCAUUACAAACUCAUCACCAAUCAAACCUUCGCUGGGUGAAUUACCAGCGGCGCUUGUUGCAAGACUUCUAGAUUCUAACUCAAAAUUAGCUCAAAGUGCUCUGCAAAUUUGUGAGCUGCUAGCGACAUCUAUGGGUCCUAAAUGUAAACAGCACGUAAGGACCUUUUUCCCGGCUUUCUUUCAAGCAUUUGGUGAUAGCAAGCAAUGGAUUCGUACAUCAGCUGUGUCGUGUGUUGAUUCGUGGUGCGGGGCGGCGGGCGCGGCGGUUGCCUUUGAUGGGGAAAUGGUUCUAGAUGCUCUUAAAGCCGGUUCACCAGUACUACGAGCUACGCUAUUAACAUGGCUAGCUGAAAAGCUACCUAAUAUUCCUCCCAAGUCGUUUCCUCGCGAGGAGCUAUCUCAAUGCGUGCCUAUACUAUUCGCGUGUCUCGAAGACCGCGCGGCGGAUGUAAGGCGUGCGGCCGCGGACGCCGUGUUCCCAGUCAUGUUGCACCUCGGAUAUGAAGCAAUGCACAAACAGAUGGACAAACUAAAGCCGGGAUCUAAAACUGUUGUGCAAGCGGCUCUGGAUAAAGCUCGUCCUAAUUUGCCGGUACAACCUUUACCGGCUAAGAACAAAAAAGACGAACCCAAAGGUGUGAAGACGGGAGGCGCUUUGAAGAAGGAGGGAGAUAAAAAGGGAACAAUGACUAAGAAGGUGGUUAAACCGGCUUCCGCUUCAAGUCGCGGCAAAAAGGAAGACGAAGAUUGCACUCCUCUGUUACCCAAUAAUAAUGCUAAGAACCAGCGUAUUAUUGACGAUCAGAAAUUGAAAGUAUUGAAAUGGAACUUCACAACACCUCGCGAGGAAUUCUUUGAAUUGCUCAAAGAGCAAAUGAACAGCGCCGGCCUUAAUAAACAACUGGUCGCUAAUAUGUUUCACAGCGACUUUCGCUAUCACUUGAAAGCUAUCGAAGCGUUAUCAGAAGACCUUAAUGAAAACGGAACUGCGUUGAUGGCGAAUUUGGACCUUGUGUUAAAAUGGUUGACCCUGAGAUUCUUUGACACCAACCCUUCAGUCAUAUUAAAGGGCUUGGAAUAUUUGAAUAUUGUGUUCCAGUACUUAAUUGAUAGUGAUUAUACUAUGGCUGAAUAUGAAGCUAAUUGCUUUAUACCGUAUUUAGUACUGAAGGUCGGAGAUCCGAAAGAUACUGUACGAAAUGGUGUAAAGGCUUUGUUCAAACAAAUAGGAGUCGUGUAUUCAGUCACUAAGUUGUUCGGAUAUUUGAUGGAAGGUCUGAAGUCUAAAAACGCCAGGCAAAGGGCUGAAUGUCUGGAGUGCAUUAAUCAUCUUCUGGAGACGUACGGUUCUUCGGUGAUGUCGGGCGGCGGCGCGGCUCUUAAAGAACUGGCUCGUCUCAUAGGAGAUCGGGAUAACGCUGUACGGUCAGCCGCCUUGAAUUGUGUGGCUACAGCAUACUUCUUGGACGGAGAAAGGGUUUAUAAGAUGAUCGGACAGAUAUCUGACAAAGAUCUCUCGCUACUAGAGGAGCGUAUCAAACGAGCUGGUAAGACACGAACAGCGGAGGAGCGUCGGGCGGGGCUGGUGCCGCUGUCGGCUGGUGGCAGACCUCUCAUGCACGCUGUAGAGCAAGAACCAGAACCACCACAAGAGGAGCCCGCUCCGGAAUAUGAGGAAGAGGAAAUUGAAGAACAACCAGUUGUGGUUCAACCGCCGGUGAGAGCAAUGACAGAGCCGAAAGUAAUAACGGGGCCCUUCAGACUCGACCCGGAUCUGAUUGCCAAGCUUGAUGCGGCUGUCCCAGUGGUUCGAAAACCUGAUUUACCCGAAUUGGAUUUGAAGUUCCUAGACGAACCUAUACCUGUGUCUACUGUACGGAAUGUUAGUGCACCGGUCAGGCCAAGUAUGUCUACCCUAUCUCCGUCCCGAGCUACUCCUCACCUAGCACCUCUCAAGCCGGCCCUCGAUGACACUCAGCUAGCUGACACCAUACAUUCUAUAUCGAGCCCGGAUCUCAAUGCGGCUAUCAGAGCUCUAUCCCUGAUAUCCGGUACUCUAGAAUCAGGUCGCGGGGCGGCUGUCGCGUCCCACGAAGCGCGACUUAUAUCAGCGGUAGCCGCUCAACUACGAAGACUAAGAAUGACGCCCGGACCCGCUCAACACACUCUGCAGGCGUAUAAAUGUUUGGCGCAGUCAUUGUCUACUUUCUACGAGACAGCCGGUUGCGGUAGACAAGUGGGUGAAGCAGCGCUAAGGUCUCUGCUGGGCGAGUUAUUACUAGUGCUUGGAGCGUCACCCGCUACGCCGACUACAGAAGCAGAACGUAUCGUCAGAAUACUCAAUAACGUCUGCGUUAGAGUUCUAGAACAUUCACCACGCACAGCGUUGUUAUGUGCAAUUAUAUCACUUCUACACGACUCUAUAGUCGAAUCCGACCCGGCAUAUCCCAGAUACCAAGAUUUAUUACUGAAAUGUUUUUGGAAGACUUUGAAGAUGAUACCCACGUGGGAUGUUAACUCUAUAGAUUACGACGCUGUGUUGUUCAAGAUACAUCUCUUCUACAAGGCCUACCCUAACAGUUAUUGGAAGAAGAAUCCUGAAAUAAGCGACACUCCUUAUAGAACUGUCAAGACUCUAGUCCACACACUAGUCAAGAUGAAGGGAGCGUCGAUAACCAACCACCUCACACAGAUACCUGACGUCAAUGAAUCAGAUUUAUAUCCUUACUUACACAAAGUACUCAAGCAACUAAAGCUAGACGAGCGUAAAGAACCAGAAGUAGUGAACAACGGUGUUCCACCGAGCUCUAUGAACUCAUCGCUACAAGCCGGCCGGUUACCGCGGGGAGUACAUGAUGAGUUAGCAGCUAUACUCAAGAGAAUCGGCUCUAAAGAACAUAAUAGGGAGGCGCGUUAUCACAGCUGUAUGAUCUACGGGAACGUCACCCAGAAGUAG